AUGGAACUGGAGCCAACCCUUAGCGCUCUCCUCAAGGCUAUCUCAGCCCUCUCCAACCAAGUUGGGUCCCUCCAGGACCAAGGAAACCAACAACCUUGUUGGCAACAAGGAUCAGGGCAGAGCCCAAACCCAGCCUGGCCCAUUGACUGGGCCUGUCACCCCCCCUACCCACACAGGGGGGAAACCCACACUCCAGGCACGGUUAGGCCUGGACUCAAAGCUCCUUUCCGCCCCUCUCAAGGAACAGGGUUUGACUCCAAGGAAGAGGAAGAACCAAGGAGGGCUCCCAAAAAGGAGCCUCAGGGAAUGCCUAAACGGUCCCUGAGCUCCCUCACCCCAUUCAAUUCAGGGUCUUCCGUAAAAAGACCAAAGAUGGAGCUACCCAAUCCAUAUAAGGGGGAUACUCAAGGACGCAAGGCCACUCAAUGGCUGGAUCAAAUGCUCCUAUGGGUUGCCCUCCACAGGGACCAGUUUGAUGAGGAGGAACAGAUGGUUGUGUGGAUUCUUUACCACAUGACUGACAAGGCAGCCAACUGGGCCCUCCCAAUCAUAGGGACCAUCAUCAAGGGUGAAGGGAACCCACCAACCACUAUCCCGGCCUUAACAGCCAAAUUCAAGGAGGCGUUUGCCGACCCUGACACCAAACAAGCCGCGGCUAGGAAAAUUGCUGCACUCUCCCAGACCACAACCACCUCCAAGUACGUAACAGAAUUCUGCAACCUCAUGGCGGAAUUAGACUGGAAUGAGGAGGCCUACAUUGCGCAAUUCACGCAAGGCCUCCACUGGAAGGUCAAGGAAUUGUUGUCCACCAAAGACAAUAUUCCCAAUGAACUCAAGGCAAUUUUUGCGGCCUCCAUUAAAAUAGACAACACUUGCCGCAAAAACAAGGAGAACUGCCCUAAAAAGGCACCCGCCAAGUCCCCGGCCAGUGUGGCCACUACCUCCACCACUACCACUCAACGGGUCCGUCUAUUGGAGGACCCCAACUACCUCACGCCGGAAGAAAGGGACCGCCGCCGCACAUCAGGGCUGUGCGUUAAAUGUGGACAAAAGGGUCAUGGCAUCAAGCAGUGCCCCAACGGUUGGAAGGCCACCAUUAAAGAAGAUGCCAAGGUGGCGGAGGAUGGCUUGGGAAAAGAUUGA
This is a messenger RNA of Rhizoctonia solani, 1143 nucleotides long. RefSeq names its product Retrotransposon-derived protein PEG10. The transcript has 2 exons. Lineage: Eukaryota; Fungi; Basidiomycota; Agaricomycetes; Cantharellales; Ceratobasidiaceae. Gene Ontology annotation, molecular function: nucleic acid binding; zinc ion binding. Bases 1 to 1143 code for a protein of 380 amino acids. The record is from RefSeq and is a predicted model, not a curated record.